AUGAGAAAGAGCGAGCUUGGGAAGGGUGGUCCCCGGACAGCCGGUUAUCUGGCCUUAUCGGGGGGGAGGGCGCGCACUCGCGACUGGCGAGGGGGCCUGCUUCAGAAGGGGGUGCAGCCUGAAAACAGCGGCAGAAAAAAAAAAAAGUAG
Colletotrichum orchidophilum is the source of this 150-nucleotide messenger RNA. RefSeq lists its product as uncharacterized. The record is from RefSeq and is a predicted model, not a curated record. The transcript has a single exon. Lineage: Eukaryota; Fungi; Ascomycota; Sordariomycetes; Glomerellales; Glomerellaceae. The coding region runs from base 1 to 150 and encodes 49 amino acids.